AUGGCUCAAACCAAAGUACUAUUCACCGGAGCCACCGGCUACAUCGGAGGCUCGGUCCUCACAGCUCUCACAACCUCCCAAAAUCCAGCCAUUAAGAACGGCACCAAGGUCACCGCUCUGAUCCGCAAACAAGAGCAAGCGCAGGUCCUUGACAGGGCGGGUAUCAAUGCUCUGCUAUUCAACGGUUUGGACGAUGUUGCGCAAAUGGAGCGCUUGGCGAGGGAUCAUGUGGUGAUUCAUACCGCGUCGACUCUGCAUACGGAGACAAUUGAAGCGAUGAUUGCGGGCUUGGGUGCUAGGAAGAAAGAUACCGGAAGAGAAAUCUUCUUCAUCCAUCUACUUCAAAACCCGCCAGUCAACCGAAAACCUCCCCGUCCGCCGCAGCGACGUCGCCGUCAUCGAAAAAAGCCUUACCCUAAACGUCCCCACAUACAUCCUCAUGAGGAGGUGGGGUCUAUUUCGUUGGAGGAUGCGGCUGGGAAGUGGUUGGGUGGGAAUACGGUGUUUACGGAGACUGUGUUUGCUUCGAAGUGA
Molecule: messenger RNA, 534 nt
Organism: Aspergillus glaucus CBS 516.65
Lineage: Eukaryota; Fungi; Ascomycota; Eurotiomycetes; Eurotiales; Aspergillaceae
Exons: 4
Coding region: 1-534 (177 amino acids)
Source: RefSeq, a predicted model, not a curated record